AUGACUCUUAAGCAAUUGUCACGUUCACCGCCGAAGACGGCGAGGAAAGGGAAGAACUACGGGGGAAUUGUCGGUGGAUCCGCGGCGGAGUGCACGGCGGUGGCUUGCUGCGUCCCGCUUACCAUGACGGAGAUGCUUUUUCUGGGACUAUACAAGGUUCCGACCGGACUUUGCAAGAAGGCUUACGCAAGGAAGAGACGAAACCAUAGGAACCAAAUCUCGCAUCCUACGCCGCCCAUGGAGGACCCCGAGCUGGACCGGAUGGUGAAUGGGAAACAAAUUGGUGAUAAUGAGGAUAACGGGUCCAUGGGAACCGAUGAAUCUGAUACGGAGGAGAAGUUGGCGGCCCGAUUCCCCGGAACCGGGUUCUGGAGGGAACAUUCGGACAUAUGGUCGUACACUUACGACUUGACGUUAGCAAGGAAUUAA
Messenger RNA from Hibiscus syriacus, 429 nucleotides. RefSeq lists its product as uncharacterized. NCBI's taxonomy places the organism in Eukaryota, Viridiplantae, Streptophyta, Magnoliopsida, Malvales, Malvaceae. The transcript has a single exon. Bases 1 to 429 code for a protein of 142 amino acids. The record is from RefSeq and is a predicted model, not a curated record.